UCCACCUAAUUUUCUCUUCAGCCCUGGUUUGAGUCAAGAAAUGCUGCAUAUUUCAACUACAACUUUAAUGCUGUUUGGCACAGGUUUUUUCACUGUUUUGUGUCCAGCGGUCAGUAUAGAGGUUCUGCAAGGAGAAAAUGUUGCAAUAUGGUGUGAACACAACAUCCAUGUUACUGGAGACCUGUGCUGGUUCAAGCAAACAGCUUAUGCUGUUCCAAUAACAACUGUGUGCAUGGUAUACACAGAGAGUCGUCGUCAAAAUGUGGAGCCACGAUAUUUUGCCAAUUUUACAAUGAAUCAGAUGAUCAUGGAUCUGUACCUUAAAUCCACCUCUUUAACAAUACUGGAUGUGAAUGUUUCUGAUGCUGGCCUCUACUUUUGUGGAGCUAUGGGAUAUAAAAUGAAAUUCGGCAAUGGAACCAGACUUAAAGUGAAAGAUAAGAAUGAUAUGUCAAGAAAAAAUGACACAGAAACCUUAAAAAAUGAUCAUAAUCAAUCAUCUGUGACUGCUGAGGAUUGUUCUGGAAACAUCUUUUUUAUCCUGACAUUCAUAUUUGGUGGAUUUAUUAUUUUUACUUUCAAUAUUCUAAUCAUUUUUGGUAUUAUUAGAAAACACAAAAGACAGAAACAGAGAAAAGCUGCUGAACACCAAGCACAACAGCACGAUUACAAGGAGCAGGAACCUGAGUCAGUGGAGUAUUCUGCUGUACAUUUCUCCAGAAGAGAAAGACAAACUGAUACAGUAGUUAUGUAUGAGAUGUAUACUGAUGCCACAUAACUUACAUAUUCAAAGUUUUGUUCAUAAUAUAUUUCAUAAAUAACACUUCAAUGUACUGAUAAUAGUACUGAUAGUCAUGUGUAGGUUUUGAUACUCUGUUUUGAUAAUUCUGGUAACAACCAUACCAUAACGACAAAGAUACAUUGAUAUGAUUGAAAGAGUUUUUUAUAUUCUAAAUAUGUUUAUAGUAUGUAAAUAUAUUGUGUUGAUGGUUCCUUGUUUUUAAACAAUAAUCUUAUUAAACUUAUACACUGUGUAUAAAUUGAAAGCUGCUCUACUUAAACAUUUUUUUUUACAAUUGGUAACACUCAAUUUAAGUGAAACAUUUAGGAUAAAAAAGUUUUUUAAGAAUAUUUUAGGAACUUCUUAAGUUUUUCACUUAAACUGAGAAAAGUUGAUACAACUUUUACUUUUUUACAGUGUUUGCACAAAUUUUAACAAUGAAAAUUAAGUUGCUAUGCUUAAACAGUUUUCACACUACACUCUUAAAAAUUAAACUUCCUAAACGCUUCCAAGCUUUGUUGUUUGGUUUCAUAAAAAACUUUUCACACACAGAGAAGCUUUCUGUUGCAUUAAAUGUCAUUUGUCGUGUAUAAGGUUCAGACUAUAAAAAUGUAAGAAAAAAAAAGAUUCUUGACUGAAUGGUUCAGUUUGGGGAACCAAAAAUUAAAGAAAAACAAGAAAAAAUGUAAAUGCACAUCUGUUAAGUUUAAAUGAGUUACAGUGGGUGCUUUAUUAUUGUUUUAAUACUGUAUUGUUUUAGCAACAUUAUAACUGAACACAGCUAAAUAAACAGCAGGUCUCAUCACAAAUAGAUCCAUAAAAAGACAUUUAGAAACUUAUUCUAAAAUUGCAGUUUUGUUUGGAUCAUAAUUUGAUAUGCAUUUAAGAGACUUUUCACUUUUGUAACCUUUUAGUACAGUCAGUUAACUGUAUUUCAUUUGCAAUGUAUUUGUAUAUACAGUACAGGUGUGCAAUUUAACUCAUUAGAAAUUUGAUUUAGGAGCGAAAUAAUUAUUAUAAAUGACCAUCACUCUCCUGAAAUUAUAGUUUUAAGUAUUUGUGUAAAAUUGAUGAUAAACAAGGUAUUCAUGGGUAUUUUACAAUUAUUUUUAUUAAGCUAGUAAAAUGUUAGGUUUACAAUUUGAUUAAUUUUUUUACUAAAUCUUCAAAUUAAUUUAUUGAUUUUUUUCUAUAUAGCAUGCACACAAGCUUUUCCACUUCUGUACACAUUACAGGAAAAACAUAUCAAGACUCAACACGUCUGCUAAAACCACAUAGACCUCUACAUGCACAACUGACAGAGUGACAUUUAACACAAACAUUUAAGUUCUUAGCCUAUGUUUAUGUGUUUUUAGAUUUGUUUCCUCUUGAAUUUGUUGAUUUACAAUAAAAUGUUUGAUUAAAAUUUACUAAGAUGAUUAAAAGAAUGAGUCUGUAUUGUAUGCAUUGCCCUUGCUAAAUCAUUUAUUCAUUUUGUAACUAUUAAACUUAUUAAAAGUUUGACAUUUUCUAACUAAAUUCAUUUAGGCUUAUUUUUUAAAAGAAAAGUGAACCAUGCAUUUGAGUAUUUGCCUUAACACCAUAAUUACCCUUCAACAGUAGUUUUAGUGCGAUGUAACAAUAGCACAAUUUUUGGCUCUACAUAGGUGUUAUAUAACACUUAAAGUGUUUCCCAUAUGAUCACAGGCCAGUAAAUCACUUUUAGUGCUAUUUAGCACCGUUUUUAAAGUUUAAUUAAAUCAGUUUAUUUUUUUAAGAAUGUGUUUUUAUUACUUUUUGCAGAUUUUUCUUCUAUUUCCCAAACUUGUUUAGAUCUAAAGCCUAUACUCUUCCCCACACUAGUCCAUAUAAUUCAGAUUUUAUUGAGCUG
Molecule: messenger RNA, 2651 nt
Organism: Paramisgurnus dabryanus
Lineage: Eukaryota; Metazoa; Chordata; Actinopteri; Cypriniformes; Cobitidae
Biological process (GO): response to bacterium
Source: RefSeq, a predicted model, not a curated record